CGUUCUCUCUGUGUAGCCGGAAGUAGAGGAUCCUCGCCGAAAAAUUAAACUAGGAAGAAGAGUGAAGCCGCGGCUAGGGCUUGGGUAUUAUUUUGAGUUAUUGGUCUCCUGUCAACAAGAUUAAGAAAUGUCGAAUAUGGAAAAACAUUUAUUUAAUAUGAAGUUUGCUGCAAAAGAGCUUGCCCGAAAUUCCAAGAAAUGUGACAAAGAGGAGAAAACAGAAAAAGCCAAAGUUAAGAAGGCAAUUCAGAAGGGAAAUAUGGAAGUUGCAAGAAUACAUGCAGAAAAUGCCAUCAGACAGAAAAACCAGUCGAUCAACUUCUUGCGCAUGAGUGCUCGGGUGGACGCUGUGGCAGCAAGAGUGCAGACAGCUGUGACAAUGAACAAGGUCACUAAAUCAAUGGCAGGAGUAGUUAAAUCUAUGGAUGCCACCCUGAAAAGCAUGAAUCUGGAAAAGAUUUCUGCCUUAAUGGACAAAUUUGAACAUCAGUUUGAAACUUUAGAUGUUCAGACAGCACAGAUGGAAGAUACGAUGAGCAGCACUACAACAUUAACAACACCUCAGAACCAAGUGGACACACUUAUGCAAGAAAUGGCAGACGAAGCAGGACUGGAUUUGAAUAUGGAACUUCCUCAAGGACAGACUGGCUCAGUGGGUUCAAGUGUUGCAUCAGCAGAACAGGAUGAACUCUCUCAAAGGUUGGCCCGCCUAAGAGAUCAAGUGUGAGAGACUGAAGAUGAUUGUUUGCACAAUGGUUCGAAUGUAUACGUAGUGGACAUUCAUUAAAGUGAUUCUAUUUGUAAUGCCCAGGUUACUUCUGUUGCUUCAUUGCAACAUACAACAUUUUUUCAUUCAAAACUACCAUACUUCAUUUUGUUGGUAUAUUUUUUCAUAUUUGUAAAUACCCACAACUGGCAUGCUAUAGCAGACAUUUUGCUAUAUCAUUUGGGUUAGAUCAUGAAACAGAAAGUCUAAAGUAACCAACAGAAUCCUGCAUAUACAACAAAGAGGUUUGUACGAUUUUCUGAGUGAACUCUAAUGCUGUAACCAUACACACAUUUUCACAAUACUAAGUCAGUUUAACCAUAAAAGCACGUUGACAAGCUGAGGACGUCAUUUUGUUGGGGAGAGGACAUAUGCCACAUCAAUUCAACCUUUCUUUCAUUAAAACUUUAAAUAUUAUUUAAAAGUAUACGAGGUUACCUUUUGUAAAAAUGCUAUAAUACUGACAGUUUGUAGAAACAAAAUCAAAAUGAUUAUCACAUUUAUAUGUACCUUUAAAUAUUGGUUACUUAUGACCAUUUGUUUGGUGGUGUUUUCAUGUGUUUGUUUUGGAUUCCUUUUUUUUUUUUAUUUUAUAGUAUUGUCUUAAUUUCCUUUGAAUUUGUAUAGAUGUUAUUGCUUAAAAAAUGGCCAUUCUCUGCAGAAUGAGCUUUGCCUUUAAAUUGAAAUGUUAUGAGAUUUAAAAUAAUUAAAACUUAUUUCAACACUGAA
Molecule: messenger RNA, 1495 nt
Organism: Polypterus senegalus (gray bichir)
Lineage: Eukaryota; Metazoa; Chordata; Cladistia; Polypteriformes; Polypteridae
Gene: chmp1b
Product: chromatin modifying protein 1B
Exons: 8
Coding region: 128-727 (199 amino acids)
Biological process (GO): protein transport; late endosome to vacuole transport; endosome transport via multivesicular body sorting pathway
Cellular component (GO): multivesicular body; ESCRT III complex
Source: RefSeq, a predicted model, not a curated record